Pocillopora meandrina is the source of this 23484-nucleotide messenger RNA. NCBI's taxonomy places the organism in Eukaryota, Metazoa, Cnidaria, Anthozoa, Scleractinia, Pocilloporidae. The record is from the annotation of a GenBank genome assembly.
AUGCUGCAUCAGUGGUGGAGUUUAACAAGAUAACUUCGUUUGUUAACUGAGUUGAUAAUGUUAAUUGGCCUCCAUAAAGAGUUUCAAAACGUUUCAAGCAUUAGCCCUUUGUCAGAGUGUUUGUUGUGUGAACCUCUUCCAUUAACAGCAAGCUGAUAAGAAACAAUAUGCAGGUUGAAGAGAACCAAGGCCUGCCAAUAAUGAAACAGGUCCAAGACACACUUUGCAUGAAAAAGAAUGAUAACACAUGACAAACAGCAGUAAUUCAAACUUUCAUGAAUGAGAAGUGUUGUUCUUGCUUCUUAUUCAAUGUCAGUUCUACUUUUUGUUCCCAGUGGAAUCUUCACAAGACUCACUGUGUUAAAGAGGCACAAUACUUAUCUACUUACUUGAGUCACAAGAAAACACUAGAACUUAGAUGAGGCUUGGUGUGAGAAGUGUCCAUGUCACAGUGAUGGCCUCAUGUGGUCAAACUGAUAUAGCCUGGCUGUGAAUGAAAUUAAUUACUUUAUUAUAAAUUUUUUCUCAGUUAGUACAUGCACAAUGAUUGGUCUAUUUAGUGGGUUGUAUUUCACUGAAAAGCUUGAAAAUUUUUAAAUUUUGGCUUUAAUUAGAAUCUUCUCCUUUAAUUGGACCCUGAUUAUUAAAAAUCUUAUGAGCCUCAUUUUCUCAGUCCAUACUCUUAACUGACAGAACCUUUUUUUUUUUUUGGCUCAGAUGUAUGUCUAGGGAAAAAAACUUAGUCUGUAAUUUUAACAGUGCAGAUCUCACUCUCAGUCAAUAAGAGGUCUUGAUUGUAUUAAAUUAUUCAAAAUAAAAUCAGCUCUUUUUUUCUCCAUCAUGAACAUUUCAGGUAGAGCUGACCCAGACUGUGCAUUAGGCCAUCUUUUGAAGACACUGUUCAGAAAUGAUGAAUUUAUGGACAAACUAGUGAACUCCUAUAUCAUGAGCACUGUGGAACAGUUUAAUCUGAACUGCACUGCAGCCAGAGUUUUGUUAAAUGCCAUGCCUGGGCUGGAAAGUGCUGCAGUUUUUCAGGAUAUGGUAAGUUUAGAAAGGUAUUCUUAAUCCUUUAACUCCUAAGAUUUGAUUGUUAAUUCUCUGCUCUAGCUGCAACACAUUUCCUUGUGAAUUAGUUAUGAGAAUUUGGUGUUAAAGAUGACAACUUCUACCUGAUAAGUCUGAGUAUUCUCAUUACCUUUGUGCUGGAUAAUGUAUGGAUAUUAUGGGGAGAAGUUAUCUGUUAAUCACUUCUGGGAGUUAAAGGGUUUAACUUAGUAAUCUUAAGAUGUGACUUUCUUUCUUCAGCUUGAGUUCUAUGUAAAAAUCCAGAUCAAUGUGUCCAGUUUCUGUGGCAUAGCACACCUUGUCCUUUCCAGAAAAAAUACUCAGAAUUAACUCAUACAAUUGCUAUUUCAUCAAAUUAUAGAUAAAAAACAUGAAUUUCUUGUAGUUAUAUCAUGAAAAACAGAAAAGGAAAAGAGAUCUUAUUUGUUGCUCUCAGUCAUCUCACUUUAGUGCAAAAAAACUUUAAAAAAAUGCAAACUUUUCAGAUCCACUUUCAUUGUUCCUUAAUUCAUAACUACAUAUUUCUUAAACAGAACAAGAGAGAUGGUAAGGUUUAAGCUCGCUAAAGAAAUAGAGAAAGAUGUUUUUUGUCUUGUCACAAGUGUGUGACAAAGAAAAAAAUUCUGAAUCCCCAGGUUGAAUUGAACCUUAUACCUUCAGAUUCUGGGGUCCAAUGCUCUACCACUGAGCCACAACAAAUAAGAUCUCUUUUCCUUUUCUUUUUUUCUUUGUCCCACACUCAUGAAAAGACAAAAAACAUCUUUCUCUACAUAUUUCCUAUCAAUAAAUUUGAUGUCAAUCAUGUACAUGUAGGAAGCAAUGCUUAAUCAUUUAUGCAAGUGGGCCAGAGAAGCCUCAGAACCCCUGAGAUCAUAUGCUGCAGGUAUUUAUAGCAUAGUUUACUGGUCUUACUUUUAACAGUACUUCAGGCUUUGAAUAUUUUGGUCACCAUACUAAAAACAAAAGGAAAUAAAAAAAUUGAAUUGACUAAAUAUUUAGCAUCAAGUGCUCUCCUUGGGAAAAUUAGAUUUACCUAAUUCCUGUAAAGCUUCUGAGUUUCUGAGCUAACUCAAUUUUGUUUACACCUUUAUAAACUGGGUGCAAGUAGAAGGGUGUUUUACUUUGGUGAUCCAAGGUUAUUUACAUUAGGUUAACCCUUGAGAGUGACUAGCAUCUAAUUUCUUCUUUCAAUAUCAACCCUGAAUCAAACAUUAAGAUCAUGGAAAUAAAGGAAAUGAUGAGCAACUGAAGAACCUCUUGAUUGUUAAACAAAUUCUCCUUGUCAGUGCAUUAGAAAAUGUAUAGAGAACAGUAUGGAGAAUAUGCAUACUGAUGUUAGGGUGUAAAGAGUGAAGAUAUAGAUAGUCAUGGUUUGAUUGAGGAUUCUAAUAUUCCUUUUUGUUCAUUUUUUAUGUGUAUUGCUGCAGUUGCAUUUUUAAUUUGUUAACAAUAAUUAUUAUUUAUUAACAGGUCUUUUAGCAUUUGCCAUGGAGAGCCAGGAUAUUGCUGCAGUAUUCAGAGAAGAAAACUCCACCUUGGUAAGUCAAUAUAGCAAUAAUGAUUUUAGAUAUAUGAAAUUCAUAUAGUUGCACUGUGGUGAAGAAAUAAAUAUAAGAGAUCCUCGCAGCCAAGAACGCUACUGAACUAGUAGUUGAAAUAAGACCUGAAAAAAAUGUUCAGGCCCGUAUGGGAUUUGAACCCAUGACCUCUGUGAUAACAGUGCAGCGCUCUACCAGCUGAGCUAACAAGCCAACAGGGAGCUGGUCAAUAUGUUGGAUAUAGCAAUUUUUAAGAGUGACCACUAAGGUUACAAGAACAAAGGAAAUGAUCACCUGUUAAAGAAGCCAAAUUCUCCCUGUCAGCACCUUAAGAAAUGCAAGAGAACAGUAUGAAGGAUAUGAGUAUUGAUAUUAGGGUGCUGAGGGGUUUUUGUUUUUAGCUUUGUGGUUAACAGCAUUUGUGUUUCAAACCUGUGAGUGCAAAGUUGGCUUUUCACAUCUCAGGAAUUGUCUAGCGUCAGUCGUUGCAUUUUUUGUUUUAAAAAACUCUUGUAAACUAUAAGCUUAGGAUUAAAUGUUGAAUUUCGCAUGUUUAGGUUCCCUCUAUGCUGCGACGGCUGCACAUUUUAAAGGACUUGUCAGACCUUACACAGCCCGCUGUGACAGACCUGUCAAACAGGAUUAUCCUGAAAGCAAAGACAAACAGGAACAAGAGUGAAAACAGUAACAGCGUGAGUAACAAGAUAAAGAAAGUGAAUCUUGCUGAGCCAGGACCAUCAUGCACUGUGCCACAGAAUGGCGAAUUAUCCGGUUUGUGUAAUGGAGAAGUGGAAGAAGUGAAUAGCUACAAUGGAAAGGGUUAGUUCACUUUUGAGUAUUGUAACUCUGAUUGUCCCUCUGUUAGUGAGUUCAAUCUCCUAGCAACUUCAAGUUGAUUUAACUAUCUUUUCAAACUGAGUGGUAGGACUCGUUUGUAACUUGAAGGCUCAGGUAUACUCUGGGAGCUUUCAUGCAAACUUAUGAUGUGAGACCUAAAACACCUUGAGAUCUUGUAGAGUUCUUUCAGUCUACUUUUGCCUUUAUAAAUAAGUUUUGAUAAAUGUUUGAUAUUUAAUCUUAUCAUAUAUUUCAGCAUAAAUUUCCAGCCAAAAAAAAAAAGAAAGAUUUUGAGUUUCCAACAACAAACUGACUCAAAUUUUGGUAAACAGUAACCAUACGUCGUUUCAGAGGAGUUUUUGUGUGAAACACAAGGAGGAGGCUUGUCUGUCAGCAAAUGGAAGAUUUUGAUAAUAAAAUGAUUAGUUAAACAAUUGUUAUCAAGGACUAAAUUGUUUAAGGAUCAUCUAUGGAAGUUUGACACCAAAAACUUUGUUUGAAGGGGGGAGGGGGGGAUAAGGGGGGGGAGGAGGGGAGAUAAGGGGGAGGAGGAGGAAGUAUGCCAAGUAGAUUUGCCCUGCACAAGUUAACUCAGUUUCCUUAAAAUUUGUAAAUAUUUUCCUUUUGUUUCAGGCAAAAGUUGUCUACAAGCAAAACAUCCAUUGCUAGUUAAAACAAGCAAGGGUUUCCGUUCCACUGGAAAUGUAAUUUGUGCACCUAAGGGAGGGUACCACAUAGUCCCUAUGUCCUUUUCCCUCUCCCCCCUGACUCUUGGCAUGCAGCAGAGACUAAUUCUACAGUAUCUGACUCCCUUGGGGGAAUAUCAGGAGGUAUGUGCUGUAAUUAGGCACUUCAGCAUUUAAUGAUAUAUGAAGAACAGAGAGAGUCUCUCCACUGAAGUAUAUGGGAAGCUUGUGGGAAAAGGGCUCUGAAUCAAGGAUAAAUUGGAAAUGUCACACAACUUGAAAAUUUGAGUGUGGACCGUUUUAACUAGUCGUGUGCGAGCAAGAAUUAUUUUUUGGAGGAAGGGACAUACAUUGGCCUUGGUCAGAAGAUAACACACUCGGAUCAAGAAUUCUUGAUCAUCUGAUGCGCUUUAACUGAACGUACGCAAGCAAGAAAUACUUUUUGGAUGAAGGGACAUAAAUUGGCCUUGGUCAGACGAUAAUUCACUUGGGUCAAGGAUUUUUGAUCGUGAGGCGUUUUAACUAAUUGGCGCGAGUAAGAAAUAUUUGUUGGAUGAAGGGACAUGCAUUGGUCUUGGUCAAAAGUAAAUGCACUCAGCUCUGAAUGAAGAGGUUCUAGUUGAGCCGUAGCAAAUUUUAUCAGUUGCUAUGGCAACUAAAACAGUCGUAGCAGAGCCUGGAGCAUUGCAUGGCCAUUGAUUUAUCUUGACACAUUUUUCUUUGAACAUUUCAAUUCAGCUGUUGCCGACAGUGUUUGAAUCUAAAGCCCUGGAUCUUGUAAUGCACUACAUUACAUUUAAAGGCCAGGUGGACCUACAACUUGUCUUUGAAGCCCUCAAGGUAGGAAGGAGGUAGUGACGUCUUGCUUUCGUGUUGUACGUCUAGAAUUUCAUGCAGUUAUGGUUGGUUUUCACCCUCGCCGGUAUACUUACAAAAAGCGUAAAGCGAUAUAAUCCUGUGAAAAUCAAACCGAUAGAAUCAGAAGCAAAAUACUGAUGCCACUUAUGACUCCUUCGCUAAUAACAUUUGAAAAAUAAAUUGCUGGAGUUUUCAGCCAUCGGUUAGCUCAGUUAAGAAAUGGAAUUGUCUGUGAUUCAGAAAAUCGAGUUUUCGCCGGAUCAUAAUCGUUAGAGUUAUUAGUGGAAUUGGAAGAAAAGAAAUUGUUCGGAAUAUUCCGACUCCGAUUUCGUCAAGCUUUUGGCUCCACUUACGACUCCGACUCCCAAUUUUCUCUGGGUCGCUGGCACUCCUACGACUUAUGAAAAAUUCGACUCCAAUUCUGUCUUUUGUAUAAAACGAACCUUUAGACACUCUACCACAUUCAUCCCUCUUGAAAAACACUACUUUAACUCUUCAACUCCCAGAUCAAAUUUGUAAUUCUCGUUACUGUCAACCACAGAAUUCUUAUAAUGUUAGUUCGGAUAAUUUAGUAUUGGAUCAGCUUAUCCUGCCCGAAUUGAUAAUUUUCUCUAUUCUCUUUACUUAUCUGGUUGAUAUUGUAUUGAUAUUGUAAGGAGAAAUUCUGCCUUGGUCACUCGUGGAAGUUAAGGGUUAAGACAAUAAUGCAUUGUACCGACUGAGAUCUAACAAAAAAGCCUCAGAAUUUAAAAGCUAUUUCCUUUUAUUGUCGUUUUAGUAUUUGGCAUCCCUCCUUUGUCAUAAAAAGUUUGCCACAGAAUUUGUGACUCAUAACGGUGUCCAGCGGUUACUAGAAGUGCCUCGCCCAUCUGUGGCUGCUACAGGAUGUUCUAUGUGUCUGUAUUAUCUCGCUUACAAUGAGGACGCCAUGGAGAGGGUAAGACAUUUUUCCAAUUUAAAAAAAUGUUUGAAGUUUUCUGAUUUGUAGUUGUAAGAAAUGCAUUAUUUAGUGCAGAUUUAACUUACCAAUGGUCGGUGAGUUAUGAGCAGACCAGUAUUUUCUAAAAGAAAGAGGUAACGAGUAUCAUUCCGUUAAACAUGAAAUAACAAUGAAUUGAAUAACACAUCUCUGCUUAUUUUUCAUGAAUCUCCCUCCCCCCCCCCCCUCCCCCCCCCAAAAAAAAAAAGCUUAUUUAUGUCUAGCAUAUAACCCACAGGUAGAGAGAUAAAAAAGGAAUUAAAGAAAAACUGGUCAAAUGGAUAAAGAGAAUCGCAGGCAAGGAGAUAGAAAAAGAUAAAGAUGAGAAACAGAAAUAAUCACUCAAAAAAUGUUAUCUUACAAAACUACUCUUAAUUCCACAAAAAAAAACUUCGAAUAAUUAAAUUCUUGGUGCUCUUUUUUCUACAUGGGCCAGAGGAUCAUGAAAUUAACAAACAGAAUAUGUCGACGGAACCUCCGUAACUGUUUCAAAUAACUUGUUUCAGGUGUCCCUCCUACCAAACCCUGUGCUGAGUGACCUGGUCAAGUAUGCAUUGUGGCUUCUAGAAUGUUCUCACGACUCUGGCAGGUGUCACGCAACUCUCUUUUUCUCGCUCACGUGUUCAUUUCGAGAAGUGCUGGAAUUGUUCGACAGUAAUGAUGGUCUGCGGAAGCUUGUGAACCAGGUAAUUAGUCAGUUUUAUUUAUUAAUUACACGACACGGUUUGGACCCCAGAGAAACGUGGAUCGUGUAGUUCAAUCGCCUGGAGUAGGAUCACACCACGAGGUCUACUUGUUCUGUGACCUUUCCGUUCUCGUAGGAGUAGCAAUUUCUCUUAAUAACACUCAUUCGAAAUAUUUUGCAAUACUUAAAGAAAGAAAAGAACGACUAACGUAAAUAGUGAUAAUUUAAUUAAUAAAAUAGUGAAUAACGUUGAAGGCCCAUUCUGAUUGGCUACUCAACUCCGAAUAUCCGUUGCUGUUCACUUCCGAGCAACUCGCGCGUGAUUUGCGCACGGAAAUAUUGCAAUCAUCGCGGGAAUAAAUGAGUUAGAAUCAUCCCUUUUUGCUAUGUUAUCUUACUGUUUAAAUAUAUACUAAAACAACUAUUCACCUCAGUGCCGAUGGCUGGCGGUGGAUAUUCACCUCGCCGCUUCGAGACUCAGUGAAUAUUCACCACAAGCCAACCACCUCCACUUCAAUAAAUCACGGUUUGUUACUUUUGAAACGUAGUUUAGAGAAAUGUCGACCGCUGUGAAUGGUUGGAAAUGAUUUCCAACCUAUGACCAAUCUGGAACUUUUAAAUGCGCUCGCUCACGAUGCAAAACUUGUCCUUGCAUUCAUAACGUAGAGAAAAUAUCGGGACCCAAAAGAUCCAUUAAGAUAAUUGAUCACUUUACGUGUACCUCCGCCAAUGUUAUUUACUGCAUAACUUGCACUUAUUGCAAUAAGUUAUACAUCGGCGAAACAGGAAGACGACUGGGUGACCGAUUCCGAGAACACCUUCGCGAUGUGGAAAGAAAUGACAAGGACGCAUCUAAGCCAGUCGCUAGACACUUUAAUCUUCCUUAUCAUUCUAAACAGCAUAUGGCAGUUUGCGGUCUUUCCUUACACCUAGGCAGUUCGGAAAGCCGUAAAACACUAGAACAAAAAUUUAUAUUCCAAAUCGGCAUCCUUAAUCCCCACGGAAUCAACGAGCGCUUUUCAUUCAACUAAUUUAUUCCUGUUUUCUCGUCACCACAUUCCCACCAAUGGCGUAGCUCCACUUCCUACAUAUAAAUCCACACACAACUCACAAUUCCUCUAAUCGCUCUGACGAAAGGCUAACGCUCGAAACGUCAGCUUUUUUACCCUUUACGGUGGCUAAUUUACGUUUUCAACUCAGUUGUUAACACUAAAUUACCUGCUAUACUCUCCCACCGACGCAGCACCACAGUUUCUUUAGAAACUUACCCCUUUAUUCAUUCUAAAAGAAUCUUUUUUUUGUUUAACCUUGUCUGGCAGCUAAGUACGCUUUCAAUCCUUCGUCCCGACGAGGCAGAACUACUGAGUGAUGAUGAGGUGUUUGGCAGCCGGCAGACAGCAAAACACACUUGCAUGGCUCUACGGAGAUAUUUUGAUGCCCAUCUUCACAUCAGGGCAGAUGCGCUCAGGAGAUCUAUUGCAAGGAACGAGGGUGGAACACCACCAGUUCCAGUUCCAGCGUAUAAGGUGAAUUUCCAAGGCUACUCCCUAAUUCUAGGAGAAAAUUUGAAUAUCUUUAGAUGGGCAAAUUCAGUAUGUUAUGUUAUGUAAAAGGACUACGCCUGCUCGGCUGUUUUAGUUUAGAGAGGUUGGAAGUUAACUUAAACCUGGUAAAGGUUUUUGGCAGUAUUCUGCUUAACAUUUAAUCUCGUCCUUGUAAAUUUUCUACUUUUAGCACGAAAGUUUAUAAACCUCGCCUAACAAACACUCCAAAUCGUCUUAAAUAUUUACGCAGAAGAUACUGUUUUUGUCUGUUUGUCUGUCUGCUUGGUUUUGUUUGUUUGUUUGUUCCGCAGUUUUGUCUUUGGUAGCCUAGCAUCAUUUUGUUCAACUCAUAUUGAUGAGCAACUGUUCUCUUUUAGGCUGCAUCCCUGUCUCACAGCAGUGUAAUGGAGAACUGUCAGUUGAUGUUAGAGUAUGCUCCAACAACACUGCGUUGGGAGCCUGUUGAGGUAAUAACUGAAAAAUAACGCAAAAGAAAAAACAGCGUCGCAUGGUCGUGGUUGAUUAUUUCGCAGAGGCGUAUCUUGGUUUAUUAAGUGUAGGGCACAUUGUAGUACUGAAACUCCUCUGUAGAAUGUUAUAGUAUUUUUCACAGGGACACGAUACAAUGUUCCUUGCCAAGGCUCCGGCUUCAAACUCGUAGGUUAUGAAACCCCUCGAUGGACACCAUAACACCUACUUCCAUUACUUUGUUGUUGUUAGUUGUUAUUCUCUUUGGUUUUAGUAUUAUUAUUAUUAUUAUUACUAUUACUAUUAUUAUUAUUAUUAUUAUUAUUAUUAUUAUUAUUAUUUUAUUUAUAAGUUUCCUAGUUUACAUAUGCAUUUCAGUCCAGUGGAUACGGUUCGCUCUCAAGAAUAGAUUGGAGAAGUAAUUUCAUUCAUUUGUGUGUUUGUUCGUUUCUUGUUUUGUUUUGUUUUUGUUUUUGUUUUUGUUUUUUAUUUUAUUCACCAAUGCUCAUAAGCAUAGACACACCUUGUCAAUUUACCCAAAACUAGUGUAAACUGUCUUCCGCCUGAGGUCUUUACAGUGUCAGAAUGCAUACGUUUUCUCGUGUUUAUUAGGGAUUUGUGGCAAACCACUACGGCCUGAAUCGAGGACGUGGCCAAACAAAAGAUCUUAUUGCUCAGCACGUGCGUUUUAGAACUUUGUACAUUUCCGUAGAUGCUCUCUGCAAAACAACAACGUGAAAUCGCCCAAAUUUGCGUGGUCUGAGAACGGAAACACCGAUGGCAAAUUAGUAAAACUUACAUUUGGAACUCAACCCUGCUUACAUAUGUUAUGCUGAAGUUGUGGCCCCGUAAGAGACGAUAAACACAUCCAGCCACUCGCGAAAUUCUAACCAAAAGUAAAAAUUCAUCAUUUCAGUCGACGUCUUCCUCGAUUUUGCCUUCCUGACUGCUCAAGCUCGCUAUUAUUUAACAUGUCUUCUUUUUAUCCUAAAGAUGAUGAACAGACUUCAAGGCUUCACCCUGCUGCUUCAGUUGAUCUCCCUGUCGUCAGACUGGGGAGUGACCAGUAAUAGGUAAGUCAUUGGUUUUGCUAUCAUUUCUCCAGACUUUGUACGAGUCCAGGAAAAUCAAGAAAGGUCUGCUUGUAGGACUGUGCUACUGGACUUUGAAAUUGUCGGAAAUUGUUUCAACUCGAGGAAUUGAAGUUGUUGAUAAUUCAAAAAUCAAAAUUGUAGCAGAACAUUAGUUGUAAUGAUUUUCUACUGCCUUCAAAAAGGUACAAGAAGCUUUUAGUAUUGUCGACUUACGAUAUUACAAUUUUUCUCCCUGCAUUUUAAAUGCCAUUCUUGAGGCCUGUCCACUGCUCUAUGUUAAUAUCAUCGAUGGGUAAUUGUUCCAUAUUUAAUGGAAAUUAAUAGUUAUUACUGGCAUAUUUUGUUCUAUUUGUGAACUCUGAAUAUCUCGACUAACAUUUUUUACAUUAAAAGCGUAUAAACAGCUUGUUAAUCCUCUCCAUUCCUGUUUCUUUGCUCCAUUCAAGAGCGGACGCCAUCCGAUUAGCAGCCGACGUGACCCGCCUUGCUUUAGAGAUGCUGUUUGUGUUGACAGUCGGUCCUAAGGCUCAGAUGGCGCUGUGUGAAGAAGUGCAACUUCCGUCAGGAGAACAACAGAAAGGAAUGAGGUAUGAUCUACGGGAAAAUAAUUAAUUUAGACAUGAUCAUCAUCAAAAGUCCUUCGUGAUCAUCAGAAGUAGUAGAAGUGUUCUUAGUCACCUUAUUUUAAUAACCCGUGGAAACAUUCGGUAGCAAGAGGCCAGAAGGCUUAUAUACUCUCUAUUCAGUCAUAUUAAGAAAUCUUUUUUUCCAGGCUUCUGCUGCGUUGCGCUGAAGGGAGUUUACUCAAUGACUCUGAGGUACAGAAAGCCGCUCUCCACGUCAUUUGUAACUGUGUGUGCGGUCCUCGGGUCAGGGUAAGUGGUUUGUGCGCGUUUAGAUUUAGUUCCCUCCCUCUCGCAUGAGUUUCUCAAAGUAUUUUCGCGACAGAAAAAAAACAACAACAAAAAGGAACAAGCAAAAACAAAUAAGAAACAGAGUUACAGGCGUAGUUUGUUGGUAGAGCAGGCGAAAAUUCUUCAUUUUGUAACUGACUUGGUAAUGGCAAAGUCGCUUAAAGUUGAGUCAAUAUCGGAGUCAACACGAUAAGCUUUGCUUACCUCUACACGGUUCCUCAACCCCCUCCCUCCCCUCCCUCAACGCUGCUCUCCUCCCAGUCUUAGGCUGAUUAAAGUUCAUGAAAGAAUUGCUACUUAAACGUUAGGAAUAUUUGUUGAAUUUGAAAGUACUUAGUGUUUAAGGUGUUAAGCAACCAGGCCGAGUGCGUUGUUCCUUUUUUCCAUUUUUCCGUUUAACUACGGUACAGGCCCGAUUUUUUUCAGUGUUUUUUUCAACUGCUUAAGUAGUGUUUGGCGUCACCGCGAUGAUAACUUUUGUCUUCAUUGUUUGCAGAUUAGCGGAGCUGUUGCAAAAUUUCAGUCGAAAUCCAAGCCGGCUUUCAAAAGCAGCGACGACAUCUUAUCCAAGAUGUGGGGAUGUGUCAGGGCCAGUAAUGGCAUCAAGGUUCUGCUCUCCUUACUGAUGGUGAAAACGCCAUUGGUUGAUGCAGAUUGUAUUCGUGCUUUGGCUUGUAAAGCGUUAUGUGGUUUAUCGAGGAGUGACAAGAUUAGACAAGUCAUUGGAAAACUACAGCUGUUUAACAGCGGCCAGUUACAAAGUGAGUAUUGCACUGCGCGGUGCUUUCUUCACACUUAUCCAACCAUGUAUAUUAUACAGCUGGGCGUGCCCGUAGGCAAGAUGAAGCGAGUCCUGUGUUCUGAUAGGCUACCUGAGCUCUUAUCCGCUUGGGAUAUCACGCUUUCAUUUCGCGCAAAAUAAAAGGUUGCGUUGCGAAGACUUACAAAGUUUGUAAUGUUUAGCCAACGUCGGUAAAGAAGUCGUAAAAAGCGAUAGAGGACGGUCAAAACACUUUUUCAAAUGUAAAACGAGCACUCACCAUCACCGAUGACUUUCUUUUCCAGCGCUUAAAAGAAAACAAGUCAUUCUUGAUUCUUAUAUAAGCAGAAUAAUUUUGCUAUGUAGUAAUUCCUUCAUUGAACAACUUAAUCAGUCAAGAGCUUUUGUCUAGUUCAAGACUCUUCGUCUCAGUCCACAAAAGCGCCAAAAAGAGCUCGCCAAAUAUCCAGCUAUCUUGACCUAUUUACAGCCAUGUUGACCUUCUUAAACAUCAUUUCAUUUCUUUCAUUUACGUUGACUCAAUGUCGUUUGUCUUGAAUUUGUUGACAGUUUUGAUGCGAGAGCCGAUCAUUGAGGAUAAUGCUUCUGACCACGCCCUUUUCUGCAAAUAUGCUGCCGAGCUACUUGAAAGAGUCACUGGUAAAUCUCUGGCUACGUCCUCUGCAGUCCCGUCCCUGUCUAGAAUAAACAAGGUAUGAACUUGAAAUUGACACAAGCUGUCGUCUCUAACAGGGGAGGGCGGAGACCUUCAACAGCGUCUUUACUCGAUAGUUUACAGCUCAUUAACUUUUGUUUGAACGGCAAACGUACGGAAAAGUCUAAUUUCGAUUAUUAAAGUUUUGCUUAAAUAAUGAACAAUCGAUGAUUUUAUUUGAAGAAUUUAUCAGUAUCUACUUCUUUGUAUUUCUUGUUUAAAAAUGGAUGGUCAUCGAGACUGCCUUCAGGCUUUCUCUGUUCUUCAGAGGAGGGGAGGAGGGACAUCCUCAGUUUCCCUGCCAUCCUCUCCUAAAAGAAAACAUUUGAUCGUAGGUAAGAUAGUCACACUAUCGGUUUUCAUCUAAAUACUUUUUAAGUUAAGAAGAAAUUAAGAAAUUAAUACUUUCUAGAGCAUUAUUAGAACAGCCCAGCAAGAAAUCAUAUGUAAAUUUAACAGUUUUAGAGUUUCAAUUGUCCUUUUACUUCUCUUACCCAAUAGCUUCUGUGGAGUCGGUUUUCUUACUUAUUUCGACGUUCUCUUAAGUAGGACACUUUCAAACCCUGUACAGCCCAAUAACUAAAUAUCAGCCUUUACUUUCUUAGGCUGAUGUUGUUGCGCAGACUCAUAUUUCAUAUCCGGCAAAGGAGCUUUUACAACUGGUUCACAGUCACCUCACAACCCAAGGUUUGUUGUGGAGCGUCGAGGAGCAUUAAGAGAAAAUCAGGUCAAGGGGCGGAAUCACAAACUGAAGAAUUUCCCUUUAAACCUAUUUUUAGAUCACACCCCGCUUCAUAACACACUCUUGAAAUUUAGAAACGAAAGUCCCAAGUCAUCCGACAGUCCAACAAUUAUGCAGAGCUGGAUUAUUUCUUUAAUUUAAUAGGAAUAAUCUUUGUUGCUAAGUCUCUGCUUCUUAUUUUGAGUGUCGUAAAGCAAUCAAAACAACCAAUCAGAACGAAGAAAAAUAUCACGUGGAGCCAAUAAGAAUUUAAGGUAAAAAUAAACAACCUUCUGAAGCGCGGGAAAACGCGGGCGACAAAAUCGCAACUGGUUUUAGUUUUGAAUCUGAUUGGUUAAGAAGGUGGCGUGAGUUGUCUUGAUCAAUUACAGCCCUUAGCAGAGCAAAGGCGAAGCGUCCCAGAUUACUUUGGACACUCGAAUUAAAUUUGUUCUAGUCUUGAGGGUGUUUGGCUCAUUUGUUAAUCAAAGGUGUGGUUGUUUUGGACUAGGACUUCAUGAGACUGCAGAGGUUUUGCGGAAAGAAGCCAAUCUACCUGACCCAAAACCUGAAUCAAAUCUGCUUUACACGCCUACUAAUAGGAAAGUAUGUGGUGCAUGUUGUCGUUGUUAAGUGUAUUCUGUGAUCACAAGGUCCUUGAUUCAUGAGGAAAAUACAAUCAUCUCGUAACAGCGAUCGCAUUUUCUAAAGUCAUUUAAUAAUGGCACGAGUCUGCGUGAUCGGGUUAUGAUGAAAAUGACCAAAUUUGUCCUUUUUUUUCUGAAAUUCUUCUGUGAAAUUCUUUUACAGGAAAAAGAAUCGACAAAUUAAGUCAGUCCAUAUGUCCUUCAUUUCAUCAUUCCAUUCCUUUGUCCACCAGUCCAUUAGUUAGUCAGCCGUUAGUAAGUGAUUGAGUUUGUCAAUCUACCAGUCAGUCAGUCGAUCAGCCCAUCCGUUAGACAGUCUGUCGGUCAAUUUAGUAUUAUCAACUAAGCUGAUAACGUACAUUGGCCACCAUAAAGGGUAAAGCUGACAUUUCGAGUGUUAGCUCUUCGUCAUAGCGACUGAUGUAGGGUUAAUGCCAGAAACGUGAGCUUUUAAACUCUUUACGGUGGCCAAUUUACGUUAUCAACUCAGUUGGUAAUACUGAAUUACUUUGUUAUUCUCUCCCACCGACGCAGCACCACAGCGCUUCUUUAGAAACUUGCCCCCUUUAUUAGUCUGUCAGUCAUUCAGUCAGUCAAUCAGCCCGUCAGUCAGUUAGUUUGUUUGUCAGUCUGUCAGUUAUUCCGUCUCUGUCAGGCAGUCAGUCAAUUAGUCAAACAAUCAGUCUGUCAGUCAUUCCGUCUGUCCGUCAGUCAGUCAGUCAAUCAGCCCGUCAGUUAGUUAGUUUGUUAGUCAGCCUGUCUGUCAUUGCGUCUGUCCGUCAGUCAGUCAAUUAGCCCGUCAGUCAGUUUGUUAGUCAGUCUGUCUGUCACUACGGCUGUUCGUUUAUCAGUCAGUCGGCUUGUCCGUCCAUUAGCUAAUCAACCAGUAAAUCGUUCAGUAGGUUGGAGCUCGCUCGUUCGGUCAGUCGAUCGGUCGAUCAAGUGAAUCAGGCGGGCAAGCAGUCAGGCUCAUAAUGUGGAUCGUAUCUCUUCGUACAAGACUAACCGUAUGCUUACCGUCAUGUCCCAUGUCACUGUACACAGGUUCGAUUCAAUCACUCCUCAAGCCUUUCUACGGCCUCCUCUGGUGUUAGCACUCCCGGGACUCCAUCGCUGACGCGGUACCGAUUCAACGACCCUGGAACACCAACAGGAAAGGUAAUAACAAUGUUUAGAUGAUUGAGCGGUCAGGAUAAUUGUAUCUGAAUGCUGAUCAUAACUUUGUCGUGUGCUUAUCCCACCCCUGCUAUAAGAACAAAGAAAUUCAUGGAAAAAGUCUUUUUUUAAUCUCGUGUAAAUUUAUUUGUCGAAAAGGAUAAUAAUUUGUUGAUUAUUACAAUAUUAUUAUUUUAUUAAUGUUUUGUGUUACAAUAUUGUUUAUGAUACGUCGAUCAAUUUCUUUGUCUGCAUGUUUGUUUUGGUCAGCGGCUUCUACCUUACGAUCUUUCUCGCCCUGCACGCCCACCGUCACCUCCUACGUUGGACAUGAUCGUGACGCGGUAUCUUCGCGAACAGCAUGCGCAGUGUAACAAUCCUGUGUCCGCUGGCCCUCCAUUCUCCUUAAUACGGUAAGUCAUGUAUGCCAGAGCCAAAAACAUCUGAAAAAGUAUUUCAGCUUGUUUGGAGGGUUGCCAAUAGUUUCAUUAAGAGUUUCUUAUGCGCAUUCCACUCUCGCUUAAAUAUGGUAUCGUAGUGCCUCCUGUUAAGAUUUUAAAGAUGGAAAGUUUCUAAAGAACUGUGGUGCUUUGUUGUUUGGAGAGUUUAAGAAGGUAAUUUGGUAUUAUAAACUGAGUUGAUAACGUAAAUUAGCCACCGUUUAUAGUUCCGAAUUUAACGUUUCGAGCGUUAGCCCUUCGUCAGAGCGAUGACGAAGGGCUAACGUUGACUGAAGUGGUGACCAACUCGACUUAUAAUACCAAAUUACCUCGUUGAGAUUUUAUACGAAUUUUGUACGACCCCUAAGUAAUCACCACCGCCUAUCUCUUUAACGGUAGCUACUUAUAUAAAAGGUUUGUGAAACCCUAAGCUCCUCCUUGUAGACCGGUAGGUGAGUAAGAAUUAUUUCUUGCCUACAAGGUUUUCUAGGUCACUAGACAAAUAGACUUUAUCUUGUCUUGUUUGGUUUUUUUUUUCACACUCCCUUACUGUUUGUUAUUUAUUUGUUUCUUUUUAUUUAUUUAUUUUUUUUUUUACUGUUUCUCCGAGUGUUUGCCCGUUUAUUUAAAACUGUUUGUAACAUUUAUAACAAGAGUUAUAAAUGUGGCAUCUUGUAGAAUUAUUUUUGAAAAACUGCACAUAAUGCAUCUCCUCUCUUUCAAUUAAAAAAUUCCAGAGUGUUUAUAAAUCUAUACUUAAAAUAGGGCUGUUUAUCGAAUCAUACGCCACAAUUGCAGAUGUCUAAGAAAACUCAAAACUGUGAACAAUCAACUUAUUCCGAUUUGUCUAUCGUCAGACCCCAUAAAUGCCCUGAACCAAAGUACAGAUAUUACGCACCAUCGAACAUGACGACGAGGUUAAAGCGAAGAGAAGUAUGUAUAUUACUAUUGUUCUUAGCUUUAAACAAAACUAUUUUGCCACGGUGGCGGACAAAGGAAACACUUAUCUCAUCAUCUUAAUAGGUCGUUUUGAUACUCGUGUCAGCUCUUAUUAUAGAGUGGUCUCCCUCAACAUUUAUCUGUACUCAAUCUUGAAAAAUGUUCUCCCACCUGAAGGUGAUUCCGCGUCAUGGCGGAUUAAACGGCGCCAGACUAAACAGACGGUUUGUGUACGGAAGGUAGGAGAUGCCUUAUUUGUACUUCGUAUCGCUUUAUUAGAAAUUCUUAAUGUUCUCUUAACAGAAUCAUUGUAACCUGAUUCUCAGACCCCUGUCCACACGUAAACGGUAUUUCUGAACACAGGUGACGGAGGUUUCCAUAAUCUCUGAACAGAGUGGAUUUUUCGUGUUUUUCAAAAGCGCCGGCUUAUCGUCUUCGCGUCGACCAAAAGAAGCGGAGUUUAUCACGUGCAAGGACGUGACACUAGUUGAUCUCCUUUUGAAGUCUUUUAUUUUCAGUUUUAUUAGCAGAGACGUUUGGACUCAAGGAAACGAUUCGAAUAUGCCAAGUUUGCUCAAGAUAAUGUUCAAGAUGAUGUUCCUCUACAGAAUUCUGACGCAUUUUACCGACGAAGUUUAACAAUUAGUCUUUGAUUGUGUUAAGUUUAGUUCUCGGUUGUGUCUAACUGUGUUUUUCUCUAUUAGAUUUAAACCGCUCAGGGCCAUUCGCGAUACUGAAGAAAACAGCUUCUUUACAUGUGCAUGUUUUGCAGUAAGUGUCUCUGUUACCACAUUCAAUGUGAUUUUUAAGAUCUAUAACUGCUAAGAGGAGCAAGUGAUAUCGAGGACUAACCACUCCCAAGGAUAGAAAAGAUCCUGGUUGGCUAAAUUUGGCAAACACGAAGCAGUUGAAGUAAGCUUAAGAAGGGGCCUGUCAUUUUUCCUCCUGGGGAGUGGGGCGGGGGACCGGAGUAUUCUUUUUGUUUCACAAUAAAAUUCACCUGAUCCUCCCUCAAAGUUCUGUAGUAUUGUAAUGAUCCCACCUCAUUGGCAGUCGCUUCUGCAGUUGCUCCUCUAAGCUCUGUUAGAGAAGACUGAUCCCCCUCCGCUCCCCCCUAAAAACCGUGGGAUCCCCAAAAAUUUAACCUACCCUUCUCACCAAGUGAUAAAUAAAGACCGGUUCCCGAGAGUGAAGAAAAUUAAAACCAAUUGAAACUGAAUACCGAUUUUUUAAAUUUUUUUUUUUACGAUGAACGAACCUUAAUACUUCUUCAGACAUCAAAUUUACUCCUCAAAAAUCUAUCUUCAGGGCUUGACCCUUUACAUGCUAACAUCAGUAUGCAUAUUCUCCUUACUGUUCUCUAUGUAAUCCCUAAGGUGCUGACAAAGAGAAUUUGUUUAAAAAUCAAGAGCUUCUUAUUCGGUGAUCAUUUUCUUUAUUCUCGUGAUCCUAAUGUUUGAUUCAAGGAGGGAUAUUGUAGUGAGAAAUUAGACGCUGGUCACUCUUAGAAGUCAAACGGUUUGAACCUCUUGUUUUUGUCGUUUACAUUUGGCUGAUUCGUAGUAAAAUGGAAAUUAUGAUUUUGUGUUUUUUUUUUUUUUUUUUUUUUUUUCUACCCGUAAGAAUUAUCCUUACUAUAGUUUUAAAAAAAAGUAGUGGCUUUUGUGAGAUCAUGUAAACGUAGUACCUAAGUUUUUACUUUUUCUCCUCAGCCCGAUGGCAAGUCUGUUUUACUUGGAACACAAAUAGGCGAGUUGAAGGAAUAUAACUUAAUAACUGGACAGGUACAAAACUCAAUUUACACCUUUUGAUUUCAAGUCAAACGCCAAAUUUUUCUUGAAAUAGCUAUAUGUGUAUGAAUUAGCCGUUGAUUGUGACAAGUUAAGUUGUCAGCUGUAUCUCACCUAUAUUUUUUUUUUGGUUCUUUUAUAGAUUUAAACCGCUCAGUGCAUGGUUUUCAUGUUAAUUUGUAUUCCACGUAAUUAUUUUUAAAAAAAUUACAUUUUUCAGGAAGAGGCGACUUAUCUCUGUAGCGCAGACAGAGCAAUUUCCAUGUGCCAAUGUUCAAAAGUAAGAGUACAACAUGGAAGUUUCCCUCCCUAUAUAGUUAAAAGUACCUUUCUUUCUACUUCGACCAAAGUCGAAAGUUUCAUUAAUGUUUUUCAACAAUUUUUUUUUGGCGCACCCACCCCUCCCUCCCCCAACCCAACAACAAUCAAAUGGUAACAAGUUAGGUUCGAUGUUGGAUUUCGGUCCACAUCCACACAAACAAGGCAGCUCCGCUACUGCUUUUAAAUAACUUAACAUUCGGUCAAAUUCAGUUUUCUUGUUAACUGUUUAGUUUCCAUAUAUUUCGCUGAAACCAAUCAACCCUUUUUAUUCAUCAGUUUUGCAGCGCGUUUCGCAACGUUAUGAACCUUUCUAAGGCUUAUGUGACCCUUUCAGGUUGUGUUCACGAAUUCAUUUAUCACUGAAAUUGUCUUUCUGUACUUCAUUCUUCAAUUUUUAGGACCGCGAACUUUUAUUGACGUCAUCUUCGUCUGCUUUGCCUCCCUGUGCUCUUUAUCAUUUGGAGAUGUUUUCGAAAUGAAGUAAGUCUUUGAACUUGAAAACCUGUUUGAUUCGUACCACUAGUGCAUUGGAUAGUAACGUCCUUGUUUGUGUCUCUGCUUGGUUUAUUUGUAUCUCACCUUUAACAAACUACAAUGUUUGUCGCAGAAACAUAAAACAGACACAUACUUUACUAUGUUUUACCAUUAAUUUUUAUUGACUUGACUUUCGCUGAAAUACAAGAAGAAGUUUUACAUUAUUCUUUCAGAGCUGCGACUUUUACAGAAGACACUUAGACAAAUUAAUUUCAUAGAUUACAGGAGACGAGCAAUGAUUCCAACUUAAUUCACCUGCGGCAAUUGACGCCCAAGAUCAAAACAAGCAAAAUGGGAAAUAAUUUUGGUGUAUGUCAUGGCUUGUAUCCUAUAAUCGGAUUGGUGUUAAUAACACGGUGACAGUAGGCGAACUAUAAUAUUUUGUCGUUACAUUUAUCUCUCUAUUUGAUAAAAAAUGUUAUUUACUUUCUAAUUUUAUUUGUUUCUCUUUGGCUCAGACAUCCAUUUAGCGAAGACACCUGGGUAAAGUUUUGUAAUUUAUCAGAAGACAGAAUUAUUGGCACACACGACGCUACUGCGCGUGUGAGUUCAAGACAUUUGAUGCAUUUUCACUUCUAAAUACAUCACGAUCAGCCUUAGUUUGACAAAUUGUCGCUGUUCAUCUAGAACAUUUACAAAGGAAAAAUAGAUCAGCGAAAUUGCUACUGCGUGAACACGGGAUAGCAAGAUAGAAUCACCAAUUUCGCCCAAGUUUGUACACGAUCAUUUUUUGUCUCGAAUACAUGGACUUUUAAGAAGUAUUUUUAGCUCAGACUUCAUGGCCAAGAUCACUUUUCUGCGCCUCAGUUUACUUGUUCUGAGACCUCUUGGCUGUGUUUGAUAAUUUUUUAAUUUGCUAUUUUGAUAUGCUUCAGAAACAACUUUGGUUUUUCUUUCAAGUCACUCAGUUGAAAUACGCCUUUUGAAACAUUAGUCAAACUUUAAGGCGCCGAACUCGAGAUUUUUAUCGGUAGAUCGUUGAUAAAUUGGAGGCAAAGCCUUGUGAUUACCUUAGUAAAGGUUGACCAAUGUUUUCUUGUAUUUGAUUCAGGUUUUUUUUUUUGUCGUUUAUUGCUUGUGGUACUUCUCUGCCAAAACACCCUUUUUAUUUCUCGAUAACUGCGAACAUUAGAAUGCGGUUAGAGUGUGAUGAUAUUAUUCACUAGAUUAUAUUCAACCAUCAGAUUUACGACACUGCGACAGGUCAGCGGGUACUAACUCUGCACGAUUCCAACAACACUAACAACUACUCAAAGAACCUCGCCUCCUUCAAUCCCACGGACGACCUGGUACUGAACGACGGUGUAUUAUGGGAUGUCAAAGGCAAACGGGUUAUACACAAGUUUGACAAGUUUAACAACUUUGUCAGCGGCGUUUUUCAUCCCUCUGGGCUGGAGAUUAUCAUCAAUUCAGAGAUUGUAUCCUUUUUUUUUGUUUUUAAAGAACGAGCCAAUGCUAGACUGUAAAGCAGUGAGUCCAGAUUCGCGAAAAUAACGGAACACAACGUCGGCCUUUCACGGAUCUCGAAAAAUCACUCUACCUCCUCCUUACUUUGACAGUGAAUUAGGAGAGAGAUAGAUAUCAAGGACUAUUAUUUCAUAAGAAAAGUUUAUUGUUUCCUCAUUUUGAGCGUUUUCGUGAAGCAAUACACAGUCACCUGACUGAUCCACUGAACAUAAACUUAUGUCUGAAUAUCCUUGGUGAUUUGCUGGCCAAUUUACAUCAUCAACCUAGUCGAUAAAACCAAACUAUCUUAUUUCCCCGCCCUCACAACUGACGAAGCACUACUGUUUCUUGUGACACUAACCCCUUAGAAUGUCCAAAGCAACUCAUUUCAAAUAAACCGUGUGCCUUUUGCUUUGCCAAUAAUCCUUGACGCUAAAAACAGUGGGAUCUUCGCUCUUUCCAUUUACUGGACACGUGUCCUUCACUAGAUCAAUGUCACGUGAUCUUCAAUAACAGUGGUGACGUCAUGUAUGGGGGUAAUUUCAUGUUUACUUGUUUACACACUUCUCAAAUUUGUUGAUACUUUAUUAAUUUUUCACGGAGGAAACCAGACCCGACAUUGAGAUUUUAGUGCGUCCAAGUCGUGAGCUUUUAGUUGCGAUCUAUAUGUCAUCUCGAUAUUCAAAUUCAAAUUGAGAGCACAGAAUACUCAUCCGGGAUUAUGGUUCCAUAGGUUUUUAGCAGUUUAUAGACAUCCAAAAUUGCGUAAGGAAAUUUUUCAACUUUUCAUCAAUUAUUUAGCAACUUUUGCGGUGUUUGGAAAAGUGAAAGAGCUCUAGCUCUUUUAUUCCACUCAUAACCCUAAAACUUCCGGCUCCAGUCUUUCGAAGGUUGGAUAGCGCUAUCCACUGGAAACUCUAUCCGUCGGAUAGCGUUAUCCGCUCUUUACAUAACUGGGCCCUCAGGGAAAAGUUCCUCAGAGCCUCUGAUAUCUCAAAAAAUGAAAAAAUAAAUGAAUUCUGGACUGAAGGGAGCGGUAUUUGUUCUUCCGUAUUUUACAGUAAAACAUCUUUCGGAUCCUUUGGAAAUACCGCUAGCUUCCAGGCUCCUUGGACCAUACGAGACCUCGUUCAGGACCUUUGACGCAACAGAGUAUCAACCAAUAGGUGAGCAGGAGGGCUUGCUACAAAUUUUAAUAGAAAUUUUUUUUGGCGCUCGUUAUCAGUUAAUUUGAAAUAUCUUUACGUUUACGAAAUGAGUGAGAAAAUGAUGUUGGAAAUUUCAAUUGCUUUCAAACAGCUACAAUCGACGUUAAGAAGACAAUAUUUGAUUUGUGUACCGAUAUAACUGACAGCUUUGUAGCCGUUAUUGAGGUAAGCUUAAAAAUCGGAAACCUCUGCCUUGUUUUGUUUUCCUCCCUUCCAUCCUUCUUUCAUUCCCAUCCUCUUCCUCUCCCGCUCCUGCUUAACUUCCUCUCUUCUCUUUUUUUCUCCCUCUUCUCCGACACUUCUUCAGAGGUAAGAGGAUUCUUGUGAUUUCUAUGAAACAUUAAAUUCAAUUUAUCUUGAUCGUAAGACCUGAGCCGAUUGGUGCGGUUUAGCUCUACUUGUCAAUCACUAGCCAAACUGCUUCAUGAUUAUCUUGCGGGAAAAACAAAAGAGGGUGAACUCUUUCGAAGGCGUAGUUGACAAUUCCGAUUUCAUUCACGAGGAAGCUGCCUAGAAAAACCGUAUUUUUUAGAGCAGGAAGCGGCUGUAGACAGAUUGAGGGAAUCUCUCAAGUGUUCAUCAGAACAUGGAGUGUCUCGCGCAUUACGAGGGUAGCAAAAAGUCUUAAUUUCCACACUGGUCACUGGAAAAGAUCUGCUGGCAGUGUUACCCACUGGUUUUUUUAGGAAAAGCUUUCUAUUUCAGAUGCUGGUUAGCUUUAAAACUAAUUAUAAAACAAACCUUCGAGUGCAGAAGUGUGUCUGCUUCAAAGCACCCUUUACGAUCAAAUGGAAGAAACAUCGCCAAAGGGAUUAACGGAAGCUACACUCAAAGAACAUAGGAUGCAGCGAAUAUCAGCUCAUAUCUGUGUCCUCGGAAAAGGUUACGUCGAAGCCAUUUGGCUCUGCGCUGAAAAAAAACUGCCUCACAGUUUCACUCAUCCGCUCUACGCUUCUUUUUUUUUCUUCUUUUUUCUUUUUCUUGUGGUUACGGUUACUUGCUCAAUUCCGAAAAUGCGGUGAGGCACAAUUAGUCAUGGGGUGUUUCGCUUUUUAACAGCCUCUUCGAGCAAGCGUCUUUUCGCCUUUCACUGCCCCCUCCUUCCACUUUCCACUCAAACUCUAAGUCAAACAUGGCCGGUGAAAUAAUCGAUCGCGAACUUCUUAACGUUAACUCGCCCUAAUAUAACGCCUGCACUGCAAGUUCAGGAGCUAGCAGUAAUCCCAGCUACCUCAUGCCACGACAACUGGGAGAAACUUUGGCAAUGCGAACCAUCUGACUGGCUUUAAUUGUCAUUUCAUGAUUGCAUAAGUCACAAACUAUCAUCGUAAAGAUCUUGUCAUCAUGUCAUAACAGUUCACGUGAAUUAUUUCAUAUCAUAAAUUCGGUAACGUUCUUUUUUAGAAUCAGGCCAGCACCGACGAAAGCGUUUGCCGGGUGUACGAAGUAGGGCGGCUGCGUAGGGCUGAUGACGAGGACGAGCAGGUAUGAGAAUCUUAAGGACUUUCACAUCAAUAUUCGUAGGACCAAUCAAAGAGAUGUGAAACCGCCAUCUUGGAUGCGGAUUCGGUUUUGUGAUUGGUUCGUGCCUUAUUUGCAUACAGAAUCCUGCACCUUGUUGGCGCCCUCUGGCACUAAAGCAGAGAUGAACUUUAAAUUAUUUUUGGAACAUACUUCAAAAACACGUCACUUAGUGCAACACGUGUUUGAUGUAGGUCAAUAAAAUAACUACUCCAUGCCUUUUUUCUCUUAGGAAUCCGACGAAGGUGGCGAGGAAGAUGACGAUGUCGAUGACGAUGAUGAUGAAAAUGAUGAUGACGAUGACGAUGAUGAUGAUGACGACGAAAUUGAAAUCACGAUAUCUGGCGAUGAUGAUUCGGAUGAUGACAGUGAUAUUGCAAUUUUUUGAAGCGCGGCUUUUAAGUUUCCAUCUUUCAGUUGUUAAUUCAACUCAACAAUGAGCACGUCAUUCUGCUAUGUUUUUAUCUUUGAAAAAUGUAAUUGUAUCACACAAUUUGGGAAUGAUAGUUUAAGCUUGGAGUUGAGGUUCUUGACGGCGGAGUUUUUUUUUAUGUAAAAUGCUGUAGCAGAAAGUAGAAGUCAUCAUCGAAAAAAUUACACCCAUGUUACUGAUUAU